Molecule: messenger RNA, 2534 nt
Organism: Brienomyrus brachyistius
Lineage: Eukaryota; Metazoa; Chordata; Actinopteri; Osteoglossiformes; Mormyridae
Gene: gpr180
Product: G protein-coupled receptor 180
Exons: 9
Coding region: 68-1387 (439 amino acids)
Biological process (GO): G protein-coupled receptor signaling pathway; response to pheromone
Source: RefSeq, a predicted model, not a curated record
AGACUGCGUAUAUAUUAUCCAUUCAUUGACAGUUAUAGUUAAGAAGUGUCCAUAUACAAAAGUAGUUAUGUGGACAAGUAAUACCAAGUAUCGGUUAUUUGUGGCUGCGGCCGCUAUAUGUUUACAUGCUAUUCCUCCGGCGUACGGGAAAACCGUAUCGGGCAUCCUCAGGAGCGAUGCUGCAAAAGAAAACAAUGGACAAUACAUAACAAGAUUUCUGUUUCACGGGGAGAACGCUCUCGUGGUCUGCAGACUGGAGGAGGCUGACGUCGCCAUGGCUGUGAGGAAGGAGGCCCGGCUGCUACUCUUCCAGCAGCAGGAGGGGUUUGAGAACCUCAGCUGCCUAGAACGCUUGUCUGGAGCUCCUGUUGCCAUUACACUGAACGCUGUGGAGCUCAACUGGACCAUGCCCAAGAUGUCUUCGCCCCAGCUCUGGCACAUGGUCUAUGCAGACCAGAGCACCUGCCAGGAGGGAGAGGCUGGCGGGGACCUGGAGGAGAUCCACUUCCAGGCCAUGCUUUUUAACCCUGACAACGCCGGCAACCCCUUGGAUCACUUCAGUGCUGAAGAGGCAGGCCUACACAGCUUCUACUUCUUGCUGAUCCUCACCUAUUUUGUGGCAGUCUGCAUCUGUGCCCAGCCUCUUUGGCAGGCAUUGCACAAGGGUGGACCCAUGCACAUUGUGCUGAAGGUCCUCUCAGCUGCUCUCCUGCUGCAGGCUGGCUCUGUCCUCCUCAACUACAUCCACAUGGCCAGGUAUGCCAGGGAUGGCAUUGGAGCUCCCAUGAUUGGCAGCUUGGCAGAAUUCUGCGACAUGGUGUCCCAAAUCCAGAUGCUCUACCUGCUGCUAAGCCUGUGCAUGGGCUGGAUGCUGAGCCGGACACACAGGUUCCAGAGCAAGCCCCUGCAAUGGGACACCUCGCCCACAACUACCACACUUGCCCUUGGGGGUGUGGGCACCCAGGGGGCACUGUUAGUCUGGGAGCAAUUCGAGGACACUGAGCACCAUAGCUACCAUGCCCACGGCAGUGUACCAGGCCUGCUUCUCAUUGGCCUGCACAUUGUCCUUGCCCUGCUGCUUGCCUCCAUCCUGUACCAGAUCAUCAUGGCAGAAAGGAGUACUCUGAAACGAGACUUCUACCUCUGCUUCGCAAAGGGCUGUUUCUUGUGGUUUCUGUGUCACCCGGUCCUCGUCCUGAUCUCUAUUGCUUUCCGUGAGCAUCAAAGAGAGAAGGUCAUCACCAUUGGCAUCAUACUGUGCCAGACCGCUGCGGUGGUCAUCCUCUAUAGACUCUUCCUUUCCCGUAGCUUGUACUGGGAAGUCUCCUCACUCUCCUCAGUCACACUGCCACUGACCAUGUCUAGAGGGCAUCGGAGUCGUUACUAGCUUCCCCUGGGCGACAAGGAACAGCGGAACCACUGCGGGUGACAGCUGUCAAGAGCACUGUCCAAAAGUGACCAGGACACCUACAGACAUGGAUAGACUUUGUCCAUCCCGCGAGUGACAGCAACCAGUGACCAGUUGUGUGGACUUUGGGUGGAUUAAAGUGAGGCGUUACUAGUAUAUCCGUAUGAAUUUUAAUGAGGAUCUGACUGCCUUUCACCUCAAAAGUCAUGCAUAUAGCAUACAAAUAAAAAUGAAAAUUCAAGUGACUCCUGAGAAUUUUACACAAUCAUUCUGUACAUCUAGGACCUCAAACUGAGAAGGAAAAAUUUGGGGGUUGGUAACGGACUGGCACUCCAGACAAUAUAAAACUUCAACCAGCUGCAAAAUGGCAGGCAGUAUUCUUUUCUGCUCUCCACAAGUGUAGCUACAGUAUGCUGUAGCUACCCACAGGAAGGAGAUGGGGGAAGACCCUCAGGAGCCACAUCCCCAGAGAAGUCAAGACCACCACCAGAGAGCCAAUGGGGUCAGGCCUGUUGAGGACCAGAACUGGUGUGGUGCUGAGGCAUUGCCCUCUGCACAGUAGCACUCAGGAUCCAGUUUGAAGCGGCCCAUCCAGCUAGGCAUGUGGAACAUCCAGACUCUACAGCAUGGUGACCAUCUUCCCCUGCUGUUGGAGGAGCUUUGUAACUCCACAUUUCGGUGGUGACACUCUGAGGUAUGCAGACCGGGGAAUGGCCAGAUCUAUAUAGGUGGGUACACCAAUUAUUGGUCUGUUCAUUCUGAUGGCUGCCAUACUCAGGGAAUAGGUGUUGCUGUGGAGUAUCAUCUCCUCCCGAUGGUGUCCGAUAUCACUCCUUUCAACAAGCAUAUUGUGAGACUCGGAUUAAGGCACUCUCUAGGUGUCUUGUCUGUGUUCUCAAUGUAUAUGCUCCAACGGCAGUGAGUGAUAUUUCUGUGAAGGAAGCAGUUUAUUCGUGACUUCACUCAGUAGUUGAUGGGUGCCCACUUGGAUGACUUCAGUACGACCACUAGCACUGACACUGUUUAGGGAGAGCUCUAAAAAAAUCUCCCCUUUUGUGUUAUAGGCUAUAUUUUAUUUUCUGUACAUUAAGGUUUCAGAAAUAAAUUAAAAAAACAACAGCAUAAA